Molecule: messenger RNA, 1928 nt
Organism: Gossypium arboreum
Lineage: Eukaryota; Viridiplantae; Streptophyta; Magnoliopsida; Malvales; Malvaceae
Product: S-adenosylmethionine decarboxylase proenzyme
Exons: 5
Coding region: 305-1573 (422 amino acids)
Biological process (GO): spermine biosynthetic process; spermidine biosynthetic process
Cellular component (GO): cytosol
Molecular function (GO): adenosylmethionine decarboxylase activity
Source: RefSeq, a predicted model, not a curated record
GAAGAAAUCCAUGAACCGAAGCAAAGGGUAUGACCGUAAUUUAAAGCAAGACUAAUGGGAAAUAUGUAAAAACAAUCCGUCUUGGUUUGUUCUUCAUGCCCUUGACGUUUUCUUCGCAAAACCUCAAAAUAGAAAACAAAAAAGAAAGAACAAGAAAAUUUCUGAGCUUCCUUUUGGGUAUUUUGUUGAUCUUUUUUCUGAUUCUUUUUAGGUUUUCUACACUUCUGUAGAUUUGAAUUUAAACUGGUUUUAUCUAAAGGGUUCAAAAGGUGGGGUAUUUUACAUUGAAAGACUGAAUGAUCUAAUGGAGACCAAGGGUGGGAAAAAGACUAAGUCCAAUAGUAGUAGUAAAUCCUUUUUCUAUGAAGCUCCUUUAGGUUACAGCAUUGAAGACGUUCGACCUCAUGGUGGAAUCAAGAAGUUCCGAUCUGCUGCUUAUUCCAACUGCAUCCGAAAGCCAUCAAUGGCCUUCCCUGUCUCUGCAAUCGGAUUUGAAGGCUGUGAAAAAAGACUUGAGAUUUCGUUUUUUGACCCUGGUUUUUCUGUUGAUCCUCGAGGGAUGGGCCUCCGUUCCUUAUCCAAAGCACAAUUGGAUGAAAUCCUAAAACCGGCUGAAUGCACGAUUGUUUCUUCACUUUCAAACAAUCAUGUCGAUUCAUAUGUUCUUUCUGAAUCAAGCCUCUUUGUCUACCCAUACAAAAUCAUCAUAAAGACUUGUGGCACUACGAAAUUGCUCUUUUCAAUCCCUGCUAUUCUGAAACUGGCCAACAGCCUUUCACUUUCUGUACAGUCUGUUAGGUACAGUCGUGGGAGCUUCAUAUUUCCUGGGGCACAACCAUUUCCACACCGUAACUUCUGUGAGGAAGUAGCAAUCCUCGAUCGCUUUUUUCUUAAGCUUGGUUCUCAUAGAAAGGCUUAUAUUAUGGGUGGUUCUGAUAAAACAAAGAAAUGGCAUGUUUAUUCAGCUUCUGCACGAACGAGUAAUCAUUCAAAUCCUGUGUAUACUUUAGAAAUGUGCAUGACCGGUUUGGACAGGAAGAAAGCCUCUAUCUUUUACAAAACUCAUGCAAGUUCAGCAGCUUCAAUGACCGAGCAUUCAGGUAUCCGAAAGAUUCUUCCAUACUCGCAAAUAUGUGAUUUCGAGUUCGACCCUUGCGGUUACUCCAUGAAUUCGAUUGAAAAGGGUGCAAUCUCAACAAUCCAUGUCACCCCAGAAGAUGGUUUCAGUUAUGCUAGUUUCGAGGCAUCUGGUUAUGAUUUUGAAACUCUGAAUUCGAAUCAACUGAUCGAGAGGGUUUUGGCUUGUUUCAAACCAACCGAGUUCUCUGUAUCUCUGCAUGUUAACAUGACCCGAGAUGACCUCAGGUGUAGGAUGCCAUCUUAUGUGAAUGGAUACUGUUGCGAAAAAAGGAGCUUUGAACAGCUCGGGAAUGGGGGUUCAGUCAUGUACUACAGCUUUGGUGGGGGUGACAUGUGUGUGUCCCCUAGGUCAAUUCUGAAAUCAUGCAGCUGGAAUGAGGAUGAUCAAAGUGUUGGGGUUAGGCCUGCUCCAUAUCAUUUGAGUGCUCUAUAGCUUUGGAUUCAAUCUGUUUCAGGAAAAAGAGAAUUGCAGUGGCUUUAAAGCUUUAAAGGUGAGGGACCAGAAGGAUAAGGAUGUUGAACUGGAAUUAUGUUUUGUUUUGUUUUGUUUUGUCUUGUCUUGUUUUUGUUUUUAAUAAUAUUUGUCUGUGUUGUUUUAUCUUUGAAUAAAUGUAUUUAUCAGCUAUAUUGAGUGGCAAAUGGGACUAUAAUAAAUUGUGGGAUUGUUGUUACUGUAGCAUUUCCUGGGAAAAUAUCAAGGAAGCCCCUGUACUUGGGGGUGGAUUGCAUUUUGGCUUUUCGGUUAGUCUUUAUAUUUUGAAAUGUGCAAAUUAGUUUAUUCGUUAAAA